Molecule: messenger RNA, 1424 nt
Organism: Thamnophis elegans (Western terrestrial garter snake)
Lineage: Eukaryota; Metazoa; Chordata; Lepidosauria; Squamata; Natricidae
Gene: F11R
Product: F11 receptor
Exons: 8
Coding region: 72-854 (260 amino acids)
Biological process (GO): intestinal absorption; cell adhesion; regulation of membrane permeability
Cellular component (GO): bicellular tight junction
Source: RefSeq, a predicted model, not a curated record
UCACCUGUGCACCUCGGCAGCGGAGCGAGCGAGCGAGCGAGCGGACGGCGGGCAGGGCGAGCGGAGCGGCGAUGGCGGCGCAGGGCUGGCUCUGGGGGUGCCUCUUCUUCGCAGGUUGGGGGUCCCUGGUCCUGGGUGAACUCCCAUCGGUAAUCGAAGUCCGCGAGAAUCAAGAUGUGAGCCUACCUUGCAAAGCUUUAACAUCUCAACCCAACCCAAAACGGCAGGAGUGGAAGUUCCAGAAAGAUGGCCUCACCCUGCUCUUCUACCACGCCAACAAGUUCACGGCUAAUUACAAGGAUCGGGCCACCUUCACCCCAUACGAGAUCCAGCUCAAGUCAGUGACACGCAAAGAUUCGGGCACCUACAUUUGCGAAGUCCUCGGAGAUUCUUUUGGGGAGUCGGCAGUGAAGCUGAUUGUGCAAGUGCCCGCCACCAAGCCCACCGCCCAUGUUCCAUCGGUGGUGACCAUUGGAAACAAGGCGGUCCUGAGGUGUGAGGAGACCGACGCCAACCCCCGGCCGACUUUCAAGUGGUUCAAGAACAACGUCCAGAUGCCCCCCGAUCCCAAAACCAGCACCAUCUUCAAGAAUUCGUCCUACACCAUCGACCCAGACACCGGCGUGCUGGCCUUUGAGCCCGCCACGGCCCUGGACGCUGGCGACUACUCCUGCGAAGCCCAGAACAAGGUGGGCCCCCCCCAGAGGUCAGAGGUCAUUCACAUGGAAACCAGUAAACUCAACGUGGGUGGGAUCGUGGCAGCUGUGGUGGUUGUCCUGAUAAUCCUGGGACUGGUCAUUUUCGGCAUUUGGUUCGCUUACAAUCGCGGCUAUUUUAGCAAAAGAACAACGUGAGUAGCCUGGUCCUCCUUCCGGCCCACCGUUCUUUGCUGCGUAACCACCAGCCCUGCCGUGAGGUUCCCUUUUCAGGGGGGAUGAGGGAGAGGCACAGCUGAUCCUGGCACUUUCUCUCUGGUUUACAGGAUUUAUUCCACUGAUAAAAAGUGGGAGACCCCAGUUCAAAAAAAAAAAAGAGCAAACUACAGGUAGUCCUCGAGUUACGACCGUUUGCUAAGUGACCGUUUGAAGCUGGUUCCCGCACUUAUGAGCUAUGUGAUGUAUGGGCUUAACCACUGCACUGCUUAGUGACCAGUUUCCAGGCCCUAUUGUGGUCGUAACUCGAGAACUACCUGUACAGUAAGUGAAAAGCCAUGAAACAAAAAUAAUCAAAAUUAACGUUCAAGCAAUUAAUCGAUGUUCCCCAGCUUUCAGCCCCUGAUGUAAAUUCCCAGAAUCCUCCAAUGGACCAUUUCCAGAAUGUCAUGGAACUCCUCAAUUGGAGAAGACAUGUGGGAGUCGAAGUCCACCAGUCCUAAAUUAUGUUGUCCAGGGAAUUCUGGGAGUCGAAGUCCACCAGUCCUUAAA